AUGGUUAUUGAGCUUUUCAAGGAUAAGGAGGGAUUUACCACCAAAAUCAGGGCACAUAUGGAGCCAGAAUUGCAAAGAAAAGUAAUAGCUUGCAUGCGCAGAAACGCUGACGUAUUCGCGUUCACUACGGCGGACCUGAAAGGAAUCGACAGAGAGCUAGCCGAGCAUCGUUUGAACGUGGAUCCCACGAUCAAGCCAGUCAAGCAAAAGACGAGACACUUCGGUACUGAAAAGGAUGCUGCUAUUCGAGAGCAGAUACAGGCGUUAUUAGAAGCGGGACAUAUCAUAGAGGUGCAAUACCCGGACUGGGUGUCAAACGCUGUCAUGGUGGAAAAGAAGGCUAAGACUUGGAGGAUGUGUGUGGACUACCGGGACCUCAAUGCAGCCUGUCCAAAGGAUUGUUACCCAUUGCCACGGAUUGACCAGUUAGUAGACGCAACGUCAGGAUGCGAACUUUUGUCAAUGAUGGAUGCUUACCAAGGAUACCAUCAGGUUAAGAUGUACAGGAACGAUGUUAUUAAAACAGCAUUCGCAGUCUGCGCAGGGAUCUUCGCAUAUGUGAGUAUGCCAUUUGGACUAAAAAACGCUGGGGCUACUUACCAGAGAAUGAUGGACAGAAUCUUCAAAGAUCAAUUGAAAGAGAAUGUGUCGGUCUAUGUAGAUGACAUGCUGGUACGCAGCACUGAAGCACGCACACAUGCGGACGACUUGGAGGAAAUCUUCUCGGUGAUACGAAGACACAAGCUCAUGCUCAAUCCGGCUAAAUGUACUUUCGGGGUGCAGUCGGGAAAAUUCCUGGGAUACAAGGUUACGCCCGAGGGGAUAGAAGUGAAUGCAGACAAAGUUAGAGCUAUUAUUGACAUGACGGCGCCGCGGAACGUCAAAGAGAUACAAACACUGAACGGACGAAUAACUGCACUAAGUCGGUUCAUAUCGAGGUCAGCAGAAAGAAGUCUGCCCUUCUUCAAAAUUUUGAGAAAGGAAAGUCGAUUCGAGUGGAGUAGCGAGUGCCAGCAAGCCUUCGAGGACCUCAAGGAAUAUCUCAACGGACUACCCGUCUUGACCAAACCGAUACCAGGGGAGCCACUAUAUCUAUACACUUCGGUGGGGAUAGAAUCUUUGAGCGCUGUGCUAGUGCGGGAGGAAGGGGGUACGCAGAAGCCAGUUUAUUUCGUGAGCAAAAUCAUCCAAGGAGCGGAGAUCAGAUACACCGCAGUAGAGAAAACAGCUUAUGCUAUCAUGAUCACGGCAAGAAAGUUGCGCCCAUACUUCUUGUCACACAAAGUUAUCGUCAGAACAGCGCUGCCUUUUCAACAAAUCCUGGGGAGACCAGACCUCACAGGAAGAAUGGUAAAAUGGGCCAUUGAGCUGGGCGAAUAUGACGUGGCGUUCGAACCGCGUACAACCAUUAAAGCACAGGCCCUAGCUGACUUCAUUCAAGAGACCACGAGAUGGCCGUUGCGAGGACCAUGGACGGCGCAGGUCGACGGUUCUGUCACCAAAGAGGGGUGUGGAGUCGGAAUAUACAUUGAAUCGCCAGAGGAUGGAACCUACCAGUUUGCGAUCAAGUUUGAGGACAAGCUGUCAAAUAACGAGGCAGAAUACGAGGCAGUGAUAAGGGCUGCCCAUAUCUUGAAGGAGCUCAGAGCAGACACAGCAAUAAUCAAGACCGAUUCGCAACUGGUAGCCCAGCAGUUGAGAGGCGAAUGUGAGGUUCGCGAUGACAGAAUGCGAGCUUAUUAUGAUCGGAUGCAGCAGCUCAAGGAAAAGUUUGAUGAAUUGAAAAUAAUACAAGUACCCCGGGAAGAAAAUCGAAGGGCUGACUUGCUAGCAAGGAUGGCCAGCGCCGUUGAACAAUCAUGGAAUGACGAAAUCACACUCUUGUUUGAACCAAAGAAGAGCCCAGGGAUUCAAGUCUGCGCCGUCGAAGUGGGGGAUGAUUGGCGAGUCCCAAUUAUUCAUUUCUUACGUACGGGAGAAAGAAUGGAGGGAGACACAGCAAAAUACGCUAGAUAUGAAAAUUUCUGUUUGAUCAGCAACCAGCUUUAUAAGAGAUCUUUCACGAACCCGUUCCUUAAGUGCUUAUCAGCGGAGGAGGCAGAAUUCGCUCUAAAGGAAAUCCAUCAGGGAUGCUGUGGAAACCAUGCAGGAUACAAAGACCUGACCAGAAAAAUCAUCAGAGCAGGCUUUUACUAUCCUGGCAUCGACAGGGAUACCAAAGCUUAUGUAAAGAAGUGCGAAUCUUGCCAAAGACAUGCGCCAAGGAUUAACGUCCCGGGGGAAGAAAUGGGGGUGAUGUACUCGGCGUAUCCUUUCGACAAAUGGGGAAUUGAUAUCGUGGGUAAACUGCCAACGGCGCCGGGAGGAAAAUGUUUCUUGAUAGUGGCAGUAGACUAUUUCUCGAAAUGGGUGGAGGCAGAGGCUGUAACAAGGGUGGAUGAGACCACCGUCGAAAAGUUCAUCUGGAAAAACAUCUGUUGCAGAUACGGGGUGCCCAGAGUUCUAAUAUCAGAUAAUGGAGCACAAUUCACUAGUCAAAGAAUCGAGGAUUUUUGUUCAAGGAUGGACAUCGAGCAGAGAUUCGUCUCAGUAGCCCAUCCCCAAGCCAAUGGUCAAGUCGAGCUGGCUAACCGCACUAUCUGUGAGGGAAUCAAGAAAAGAUUAGAAAGAAGCAGAGGACGAUGGGCAGAGGAAUUGGACACGGUCUUGUGGGCGCUGCGUACCAGUCCCAAAACAGCCACAGGAGAAGCCCCGUUCACUUUGGAUUAUGGCUCAAAUGCGGUCAUUCCAGCAGAUGUAAGGUUAGAAUCACAUCGAAUUUGUACAUAUGAUCCGGCGCAGAAUGAAGAACUGCGCAGGCUUGAGCUGGACCUCAUAGAUCUAAAGCGAGAAGAAGCCCAGGUCAAGGCUGCCAAGUACAAAAGCAUCAUUAAAGCAGGGUAUGAUAAGAAGGUCAAGCAGCGCCGAUUCCAGAAUGGCGAUCUGGUACUCAAGCGCGCGGAUGCUCUGAAAGCUACCGGGAAAUUUGAAGCUAACUGGGAAGGACCAUAUAUCAUCACCGAAGUCUUAAAAGGCGGAGCCUAUCAUCUGUCCGAUCAAGAGGGGAGAGUUCUCGAGAGGCCGUGGAACAUCAAUCACCUCAAGAAAUUCUAUGUGUGA
Salvia miltiorrhiza (redroot sage) is the source of this 3159-nucleotide messenger RNA. RefSeq lists its product as uncharacterized. The coding region runs from base 1 to 3159 and encodes 1052 amino acids. Gene Ontology annotation, biological process: DNA integration. NCBI's taxonomy places the organism in Eukaryota, Viridiplantae, Streptophyta, Magnoliopsida, Lamiales, Lamiaceae. Gene Ontology annotation, molecular function: nucleic acid binding; RNA-DNA hybrid ribonuclease activity. The transcript has a single exon. The record is from RefSeq and is a predicted model, not a curated record.